This is a messenger RNA of Vigna unguiculata (cowpea), 836 nucleotides long. Its product is annotated as putative disease resistance RPP13-like protein 2. Lineage: Eukaryota; Viridiplantae; Streptophyta; Magnoliopsida; Fabales; Fabaceae. The record is from RefSeq and is a predicted model, not a curated record. Gene Ontology annotation, molecular function: ADP binding.
GUUAUUAAUAAGGGGUUGGAUCCUCUUGUAUCUAAGUAAAGCCCCAGUGAAAUACACACUAUAUUUGAAUGUGCUGUUGAAGCAAUUUCGUUUUCAUUCAACACUGAGUCUUUGACUUAAAUAUAUUAAUGAUUCUAUCACAUCUAAUAAGAGGAAAUAAACUGAACACGGUGGUACUGUCAUAAAUGUAAACAUUCUACGGCAAAUGAUGAAAGAGCUGCUCAGUAGCACAAAGAGCAAGAAGGGAAUGGAACAUACAGUGUUGGACCAAAUCAGAGAUGUGUCCCACUUAGCUGAGGAUGUCAUCGACACAUUCGUAGCCAAAGUUUCCAUUUACAAGACAAGAACCAUUCUCGGGAGGAUGCUCCGUGGCUUUGGCCAAGCAAGGUUGCUCCGCGACGUAGCAGAAAAAAUAGACAAGAUCAAAGCCACUCUCAACGAAAUACGCGACAACAAAAGCAAAUAUGAUGCUUUCAAAGAAACCAAAAAUCAAUCUGCAGCAGAAGAAGAGGAAGAGGAGGAAAGGGCGCAGUCAGUGCAGAAGCUAAAAAGAAAUGUGGAGGAAGAUGACGUGGUUGGCUUUGUCCAAGACUCCAAGGUUGUCAUCACUCGACUCCUGGAAGGUGGUUCAGAUCGUAAUGCUGUCUCGAUCAUUGGCAUGGGGGGAUUGGGGAAGACCACCCUUGCCCGAAAGGUCUAUAACAGCACCCAGGUGAAGCAACACUUCAAGUACCGUGCGUGGGUUUAUGUGUCAAACGAGUGCAGAGUUAAGGAGCUUUUGCUUGGCCUUCUUAAAACCUAAAAGAAAUAAACAUAGCUCUUAUUUUCAGCUUUAA